GUUUCUAUGCGAUUCGGAGCGGGACCGUUGAAAUUAUGAAAACAGCGACCACCAAACAUUUUGGGUUGUUCGCGAAUAUAAGUGGUAAAUGCUAAACCCCAUUUCAUUUAUGGAUAUGACAAAAACGAAUAAUUUGUACGGAAUUAGCCAGCUAGCUAGGAAGCUACCUGUUGGACAGUGAACCGUUCCAACAGUUCGACGUUAGCUAACUAUAACUAUGUAAGUUAACUAACUAGUACUGUACAGUAACUAACAGUUAAUACAACCACAGACAAGGAGCUAGUUACCCGUAUAUGUCGUGCAACAGUCGACGUUAACUGUCCUUGAACUCUUGAGUUCGCUAAUCCUUAAUCUUAAUCUCUAAUACUAAAAUUAUAUGCUAGUAGUUAGCUGGCAAAAGCAGAUCACUACUUGUUUGACAAAAGCGAGGUAGUUAACGUUAUCUAGCUUCAAAAUGCCUCCGAAGAAGCAGAAAAACCCGUCGGUGAACAUCUCCAGCUCGCUAGAGGAGUCGGAAGAAUUCAGUCUGGAGACCACGGUGCCCACGGAAGACAUCUCGUCAUCAGACGAACGAGACCGCACCGGGACCCAGAAAGUCACCCGACAGCUCAUCGAGAGGAAGGAGCUACUGCACAACCUUCAGCUGUUGAAAAUAGAGAUGUCGCAGAAAAAUCUCAUCAUAGAUAACAUGAAAGUGGACCACUUGACAAAGACGGAGGAGCUGGAGGAGAGACUGAACGUUGCUCUAUACCAGAAACAAGUCCUGGCUCUGAGACUGGACUCACAGCUGCAACUCACCCAGGAUGAGAGCAG
Messenger RNA from Salvelinus namaycush (lake trout), 813 nucleotides. RefSeq names its product progesterone-induced-blocking factor 1-like. The transcript has 2 exons. Gene Ontology annotation, biological process: cilium assembly. The annotation marks the transcript as partial. Lineage: Eukaryota; Metazoa; Chordata; Actinopteri; Salmoniformes; Salmonidae. Gene Ontology annotation, cellular component: centriolar satellite. The record is from RefSeq and is a predicted model, not a curated record.